AUGACAAGGGAGUAUCAAGAUCUCCAGCACUUCGACAAUGAGGACAAUGACCACCAUCAGCUCCAGAGAGGGCCACUUCCUUCCAAGCCCUUGUUACAGCGGCUCUGCUCCGGACCCCGCCUUUUCCUCUUCUCCCUGGGUCUCAGUCUCCUGCUGCUGGUGGUUGUCUGUGUGAUUGGAUCCCAAAACUCUCAGCUGCAGGGGGAGCUGCUAUCCCUGAGAGCAAUCUUCAGCAACUUCACAGUGAGCAUUGAGGCUGAGUUCAAGGCCCUGAGCACCCAGGGAGGCAGUGUGGGAAGAAAGAUGAAGUUGCUGGAGUCCCAGAUGGAGAAACAGCAGCAAAACCUGAGAGAAGAUCACAUCAACUUACUGCUCCACGUGAAGCAGUUUUUGUCUGACCUGCGAAGUUUGAACUGUCAGAUGGCUGUGCUGCAGGGAAAUGGCUCUGCGACGUCCUGCUGCCCCAUUAACUGGGUGGAGUAUGAAGGCAACUGCUACUGGUUCUCCAACUCUGGGAAGCCCUGGCCGGAGGCAGACAAGUACUGCCAGCUGGAGAAUGCCCACCUGGUGGUGGUGAACUCCCUGGAGGAGCAGCAAUUUGUCCAGCACCAUAUUGGUCCUAUAAACACCUGGAUGGGUCUAACUGACCUAAAUGGCUCCUGGAAUUGGGUGGAUGGGACAAUCUAUGAUUCUGGCUUCAAGAACUGGAGACCAGAGCAGCCAGAUAACUGGCACGGGCACGGGCUGGGCGGUGGUGAGGACUGUGCCCAUUUCACCUUCGAUGGUCGCUGGAAUGACGACGUCUGCCAGAGGCCCUACCGCUGGGUCUGUGAGACAAAGCUGGAGACAGCCAGCUAGCCAGCUAGGAGCCUCUAAUUUAUUUCCCCAAUGCUUUGAGCCACUGAAAUUUAGGAUUGAUAUUCCUCCAAUCUGGCAGUCUCUAUACUCGUGAUUUUCCUCUAGAACUGGA
Messenger RNA from Perognathus longimembris pacificus (Pacific pocket mouse), 970 nucleotides. RefSeq names its product asialoglycoprotein receptor 1-like. The transcript is spliced from 8 exons. NCBI's taxonomy places the organism in Eukaryota, Metazoa, Chordata, Mammalia, Rodentia, Heteromyidae. Gene Ontology annotation, cellular component: external side of plasma membrane. The coding region runs from base 1 to 858 and encodes 285 amino acids. Gene Ontology annotation, biological process: biological process involved in interspecies interaction between organisms. The record is from RefSeq and is a predicted model, not a curated record. Gene Ontology annotation, molecular function: fucose binding; D-mannose binding.